Messenger RNA from Clonostachys solani, 669 nucleotides. The record is from the annotation of a GenBank genome assembly. NCBI's taxonomy places the organism in Eukaryota, Fungi, Ascomycota, Sordariomycetes, Hypocreales, Bionectriaceae.
AUGGCUGCGACAUCUGUAAAGAUACCUUUCAUGCGCCUUGCGAGACGCCAAGACGCGCCUCGCAUCGCGGAGAUUCACAUGGCGGCUUUUGGCUCCAACGCCCUGCUCCGUGCCCAGUUUCCAACCCCCGCCGUUCGCCAAGCGCUCCAGAAAUCCAUCGAGAACAAGGCCCUCGCCGACAUCGACGACCCGAAAACGGAUGUACUUGUGGUCAUUAUUGGUUCCAAUGAUCCGGAGAAUAGUCUCGAAAAGGUCAUCUCGUUUGUCAAAUGGUCACACCCCGUGAACCCCGGUGAGAACUACGUCGAGCCGCCCUGGGUAUGGCCAAAAGGCACCGACCUAGACCUCCUGGCAGCUUGGACCGCCCGGGCUGCUGAGGCUCAGAGUCGUUCCGUCGGGAGUACUCCCUUCUACCGCCUCACCUUCAUCGCCACCGACCCCUUACAUCGUAACCGCGGAAUUGGAUCCUUUCUGUUGCAGUGGGGUAUACGGCAUGCCUACAUGACCGGCUCACCACUGUAUCUAGAAAGCACCGAGGAGGCGGCCGAUUUCUACAAGAAGAAUGGGUUCGUAACUGGUGAGGUGAUUUCUCUUCCCGUUCGUGUUGACGGUAAUUCCGAGACCCAAAUCUACAAGGAGAUUGCAUUCAGCUAUCACCCUGUAAAGUAG